ACGAUCAUAUACGACGUCCGCGGGCGCGUCGUCGCGACGUUAUCCUCGGAGGCGGUCAAGCUGAAGGACGUGUCCCCGGCGGUGUGGCAGGCGGUGGUGGCGUCGGAGGACCACCGAUUUUUUAAACACAAGGGGGUGGACGUCCGAGGGCUCACGCGCGCGAUCGGGUCUAUGGGGAAGAUGGGAGGCGGCAGCACGAUCACGCAGCAGCUCGUGAAGAACCUCGUGCUGUGCCAAGAUCGCACGAUCUCGAGGAAGAUAUCCGAGAUUUUACUCUCCCUGAAGGUCGAGACGCGGCUCACGAAGGAGGAGCUCUUGGAGGCGUAUCUGAACAACGUGUACUGGGGGCACGGCGUGUACGGCAUCGCCGGCGCCGCGGCGGCGUAUUUCGGCAAGUCGCCCGCGGAGUUGGACGUCGGCGAGAGCGCGCUGUUAGCGGCGCUGUUGCCCGCGCCGGAGGCGCUGUCGCCGUACGCGAACCCCGCGGGGGCGAAACGGGUGAGGAACCAAAACCUCGCGGCGAUGGCGAGGCACGGGUACCUCACCGAACCGGCGGCGAAAACGCUCAUGAAUACGCCGUUGGGCCGCGGCGGCGCCGCGCCGUACCGAGCGCCGUUUUUCGUCUCCGAGGUUUUGUUCCACCUCAAAACCUUAUUCGAAGGUCAGGACGUUUUAUCCACGGGCGGGUUAAAAGUCCACACGACGAUGGACCUCGCGCUACAAGAGAAAGCGGAGCAGCUCACGUUAGAAGACGGGAUGGUGAUGAUGCGCGGAGAGGACAAAGGCGAAGCCGCGAUCGUGGCGAUCGACCCGGCCACGGGCGCCGUGCGCGUGUUGAUCGGCGGCCGCGAGUACUCGCAAUCGCCGUACAACCGCGCGGUAUUAUCCAAACGCUCCGCGGGGUCGACGUUCAAGCCGUUCGUGUACCUCACCGCGCUGCAGGAGGGCGUCGUGAACCCGUCCACGCUGCUUCAAGACGAGGAGAUCGUGUUCGAAGUCCCCGACGGCGAAGAGCCCACGUACACGCCUCUGAAUUACUCGCGAAAGUUUAAGGGCACGGUGAGCCUGCGCGACUGCCUCGUCGAGUCCCUCAACGUCCCGACCGUCAAAGUCGCGGAGAUGACCGGCAUCGACAAGAUCAUCGAGAUGAGCUCGAAGCUCGGGAUCACGUCGACGCUCCCGAACGCGUUAUCGCUCGCGUUGGGCUCGUGCGAGACGACGCCGUUGGAGAUGACCGUCGCGUACGCGUCCAUCGCCGCGGGGGGCAUAUACAGCAAGCCGCACCUCAUCACCAAGGUGCGAGACCGGACCGGCGCGGUGGUGUACAGGCACAAGGGGCGGCGGAAGCUCGUCGCGAAUCGAGCCGCGUGCGCGGCGCUUCACGGGAUGUUACGCGCGGCGGUGACGAGAGGCACCGGGCGAUCCGCCGCCGUGGGUUGGCCCGCGGAGAAAGUCGCGGGGAAGACGGGGACGUCGGACGACUACCGCGACGCGUGGUUCGCGGGGUACACCCCGCAGCUCGCGUGCGUGGUGUGGUGCGGGAGGGACGAUAACAGCUCGCUGCCGGGAACCGGGUCCGAGUGCGCGGCGCCGCUGUGGGCCAAGUUUAUGCGCGCCGCG
This is a messenger RNA of Micromonas pusilla CCMP1545, 1620 nucleotides long. RefSeq names its product glycosyltransferase family 51 protein. The transcript has 2 exons. Lineage: Eukaryota; Viridiplantae; Chlorophyta; Mamiellophyceae; Mamiellales; Mamiellaceae. The annotation marks the transcript as partial. The record is from RefSeq and is a predicted model, not a curated record. Gene Ontology annotation, molecular function: peptidoglycan glycosyltransferase activity; penicillin binding. Gene Ontology annotation, biological process: peptidoglycan biosynthetic process.